This is a messenger RNA of Anopheles merus, 6200 nucleotides long. RefSeq names its product sushi, von Willebrand factor type A, EGF and pentraxin domain-containing protein 1 (gene Hasp). Gene Ontology annotation, molecular function: peptidase inhibitor activity. Lineage: Eukaryota; Metazoa; Arthropoda; Insecta; Diptera; Culicidae. The transcript has 18 exons. The record is from RefSeq and is a predicted model, not a curated record. Gene Ontology annotation, cellular component: extracellular region. The coding region runs from base 631 to 5859 and encodes 1742 amino acids.
GACAGAACGCUGCAAAACGGCGAUGAAAACAGUUCAAUUGAAGCUACUGUGGCGGCACGGUCGCACGGGGUAGCUGGCGAAAAGCGGAAGUAGGAAGCGGACUGGCAUAACACAACCAGGAUCGGAUCGCCUGACAGAACACGGGACCGAGCAUUGUGAAAUCGUCGUGAGAAUCGACCCGACACUGUUCGCGAGUGGAAGUGCUCUCAAGUGCUGUGCAAGCUGCUCGUCAUCAUCAUUGUUGCUGUGGUCGUGGACGUCGUUGUCAACGUUGUCCUAAGCAAAGAGCAGGCCAGAUCAAAAGUGAACGACGGGAAAAACAGCGAGGAACGCCACAGUGAGCUGUACGCGGGAAUACAGACCUCUGUUCAUAAGAAGCUGCGGUACACCCAGUUCAGUAGUGCUCUCUGUGUGUGUAGGUGUUGUGUGUGCUCUUUUGUGGUUUUUCGGAAGCUGUGUUUGGUGGAAAAUCGAUCUCACUAGCUGCAGUGGUCAUGUGCGGUUUCAAGGGCUAAGCUAGGCCAAGUGCAAAAAGUAGCUUUUCCUAUGAAAUUGUACACAACUUGACAAGGUUUCGAACUCGAGCGGUUAUUUGACAAACGGUGCUGCACACGGUGCCGCGGACGGAAAAUGUUGCUGCUAAAGAAAAAUCUUCUCUACUGGCUGCUCCUGUCAGCCAUAUUGGUGAAAACGGUUUACUGCGUCCCGACGGCAGCCGUCACAGAGGCGGACGAUGAUAACGACUCAGAAUGGGACGAAGAUGAGGAAUCAUCGGAGGCAGAUGAUGAUGGGCGGGUGUAUAAGAAUCCGAGGAAUUCGCCCUCAACCGAAUGUCCACGAGACGAGGAACAGGCCACACUGCUGGGUCAAAAGUGCCUACGCAAGUGUUCGUCGGACGAGGACUGUAAGAGUAAGAAGAAGAAAUGUCUAUGCGAUGGUGCGUGCGGUAUGUCCUGCAUUAAACCGGAUCGGGAAUGUCCGGACCUGUCGCAACCGAGCCUCGGGUCAGUGACACUAUCCGGGAAGCAUUUUGGAUCGCGAGCGACGUACACCUGCCCGCAUGGCUAUCACGUGGUUGGGCUGCAGAGUCGACUGUGCCAAGCGGAUGGAAGUUGGGCGGGAAGUGAGCCAGUAUGCAAGCAGAACAUCUAUUGUUUGGAGCCACCGACCAUCGAACACGCAAGACACUCCGCUCUACCCGAGCAGGCAACCUUUGAUCUCGACUCAACGGUACAGUACCACUGUCACACGGGCUAUGCUACGGCCGGAUUUCCAAGAGCCAAAUGUUUGGCCGUCGAUGGACAAGCGAGCUGGUAUGGACCAGACAUUUCCUGCGAACCACGUUCCUGUGGUCAGCCGCCCGAUCCUGCUCAUGGCUGGCAUGCCGGAGAGAGCUACACGUUCGGUGGAAAGGUAACAUACCAUUGCGGUGAAGGGUACGAGCUGGUCGGAAGAGCCGAACGCUACUGCCAAGCCGAUGGAUCGUGGACACCGAAGGAACUACCAACCUGUGUUCUGGUCACAUCGGUACAAUGUCCAUCGCCUGAAAAUCCGAGAAAUGGUAAAGCGAUCUACACCAGCACAUCCUACAACUCGGUGGUCAGUUACGAGUGUCGCUAUGGUUACACCCUGGUGGGUGAAAGCUCUCGCCGAUGUGGUGCUGACAAGCGUUGGACCGGAACAUUGCCUGCUUGCAAAGAAAUAAACUGUGGACAUCCCGGCACGCUGUACAAUGGAUGGUUGGAGAACAUCGAAAGUGGUACGGGACUUGGGGCGAGCAUCAUAUUCCGCUGUCAUCCAGAAAUGCUGCUGGUCGGUAAUACCUCGUCCGUAUGUCAAAUUGAUGGUCGGUGGCGAUACCCGCUGCCGCAAUGUUUGGCACCCUGUGUCGUUCCUUCCAUCUCGCAAGGUCAGGUAAUUCCGAUCGAGUUUGACAUCGACGUGAACUCGACGACAGUUGUGCCGACAAGUGGAAGUAGCUCAAAGGUAAAGCAUGGUACCGUGCUGGAAGUGAUUUGUGAUGAGCAUUACGAGUUUCCCUUCUCUUCACUAUCGCCGCCCACCUGUAACAACGGGACGUGGAGCGUUAUACCACGAUGUGCACCGGCACGCUGUAAAACCAUGCCCAAGCCGCCAAAGUUCGGUAUGGUGUUGGCACCGAAGACGGAACAUGGUAUGCGAGCACGGUUCAAGUGUAAGGACGGUUACAAUCUAACAGCUCCGGGUGGGAAACCGAUACCAGAUCCGAACAACUACGUGUUGAUCUGUUCAUUUGGUAACUGGACUGGUGAAAUGCCACAGUGCACGGAAGUGUAUUGUCAGUUCCCGGGAUACAUCCCCAAUGGAAAGGUGUUGCUGGUGGGAAACAUGGGUUUGUACGACUAUCGGCCGUACGUGCGGAAGGUGAUUAACAACAAGCAAAUUAUGUACGAGUGUGACAAGGGCUACGUGAUUGAAACAGGUCCACCUGGAGCGACCUGUAUAGGAGGGAAGUGGAGUCCGACGGAGCUACCGAUCUGUACGCCCGGUCAGCAUCCUCGGUUGCGCUGGAAUCGUCGUCGUCGUUCGCUAGACUUGCGUAUGCGAUUCCACCGUUCAAAUCUGCUAAAGCAGCACUAUCGUUAUUUGCAACGUAAGCUGGAGGAGCAUGACGCUUAUCAUCAGCACGAAUUGGUUAAACGUGCCGCUGCUAUACCGUAUCGUGGUCAGAUGACACCCAAUCGCCAUUACACGUUCGAAGACUUCCAGCGUUUUCGUGCAAAGCGUAGCAUCGAUGCGAGUCGAAAUGCACUGCUAAGAAGCGCCUUCCGCACCGCUAUGGUGCGUGAGCGUCGGGAGCUUUCGGAUGUGGAGAAAGCCUACAGCAAGUACUACGAGCGCAUUAAGGCAAAGUAUCGGAACUAUGUGCAGAAUCUGCUUGGCUUCAACAAGGCUCGUACCAUGCCCACACACGACGAUAUACACGUGCAGGACGGUCGAUGGCAUUCCUACCCUGAGUCAGACCCAGUAAGUCGUAACCGAGGCGUGCAGAAUGGGCGUGAAUCAGAAGCAGGGCAGCUGAUGGGAACACCGGCACCCUCACCAGUAGCUACUCGUCGACCUCGACCACACAAAGGCAAGCAAGGUGGUAAGGCUCGAAAGCCGAAGCUUCCACCACCGAUCACAAUUCCGGACAUAAACGAACAAUCACGCUAUCGUUUGGAUUUUGUCGAGAGUGCCGAAACUAAUCGAACACCGGACCAUCUGAAUGAGAACGAUAUUUACAGCAAUUAUUUCCCACCGCCACUGACGGGGCGUUAUCACACGAGCUGGCAGUUUGCAUCGGAAGUGACGCCCAGUCAUCGGAACGAGGGCAACCAGUACCGUACAACACAAUACCGUGGCCGGAAUCGAACGGAACCAACGGUGGAGGAAAGUCCGCUCGCACUGAUGGAGAAGCUACAGUCGCAGAUCAUCAGAAGGAAGCGAGACACGCGCGAUGCUGGCAGCUCGAUGGAGGAAACGAAGCGCACACAGAAAGCGAAUCGCAAGGCAGCGAACCAGACUGACGUGGAUAGCAUGGACCCGGCGCGGAAGGUGAAAUUCAAGGGACCUUGUGAACCUCUGGCCAGUGAACCGUACGCACAACUGGAAAUCGUUCGCCCAGGCAAGGACCCGAAUGAAACGUUCGGUCCAGGGACGAUUGUGCGCGUUACCUGUACGAAGGGGUAUGUCUCUAACAUUAUAAAUCCGAAUGCGACAGCGAAAUGUGUCAGGGGACGAUGGAAGCCAACAAAACCAACGUGCAGUAUGAAACCCUGUUUCGUGCCAUCUACCGAGCAUGGCAAGUACUAUGAUGCAUCAGUCGAUCUGACGACCAUUGAUGCAGUGCGACCAACUACAGCCUCUCUAACCCCGAUGGAGAUGGUCGAAAAUGGGAAGAUGAUCAAUUUCCAGUGUGAUCAUGGCUACAACACGCAGGGUCCCUCCAAUCUACGCUGUUGGAACGGUGAGUGGGCUGUCAGUUCACUGCCGGAAUGUUUACCUGCCCCUUGUGUUCUGCCGCCAAUUAUGCACGCAAUCUAUCAGGGUGGAUAUCGUGCUGGUCUAACUAUUGCACAUGGCAGCUCAGUGAUGAUUCAGUGUGAAAGCGGCAUGGGAAGUGCAUCAUCAGUACAGAUGGAUUGUGCUCUCGGUUCGCUUACGCCCGAAACGAUUAACUGUGGGUACAUUUCGUCCCGCAAAUCGCGCGAUGACGACAGCAGCUCGAUCAUCGUACUCGAUGGCAACAAUGUGACUUCCUCCGAGGAUGAAAACGAUGGCAGAGAGUGCGGUCCACCAGGGAAGAUCCAUGGCUCGUUGGUGUACAAAAACGGUGAACAGAUGGAUGAAAACAGUGAGGAAGGUUUCCCGUCCGGUACGGAGAUAACGUUCGACUGUAUCGCUUCCAUAACGGGCGAACAAACAACAUGGAAAAUUAUAUGUGAAGAUGGGCAAUGGAUCGGUCGCUCAAUGAAUUGCGAUGACGAUGAUCCACUGUUUCAUCGAAUGCCGUCGGCGAACGGAUCGUGCAUGUUCCGCAACAAUGAGCCACACGUGGUUAGCUUCUACAACGAUCUGGAAAUUCGGGAGGACAUUGUGGAGUUUCCGCCGGGGACGACGAUCAUAUCGAGAUGUGUCGAUAUUGGAAAGUACGCCAUGAUCGGUACCAGUGUGCGAACGUGCGUUCGUUCGGAGUGGAGCGGGCAGAAGCCAUCCUGUUUCGGGUUGAACCAGGAGAAUGAUUACGCAAUGGAAAAACCACCGACCAUAUUGAUACGCCACCAGAACGGCCCGAUAGCGCAGAGUAAUGAUGGUAAGCUGAUCGUGUAUCCGGGUACCACCGUACAUCUCGAGUGUCUGUGGAUGCGUCGCUUUGGAAAUCCACGAUGGAAUGUUAGUCACGAUUAUCGCAAAUAUCCCGAAGGCUGGAGCUCGGAUGAAGGGCGCGAUCCACAGCUAGAGUUUCGCAUUAGCAUUAUGCACGCAGUCAAGGAUGAUUCUGGAAGUUUCACCUGUGUCACACCAGCACGACACACGCACACGGUUGAAGUGGUUGUAAAGGCGGUUCAUUGUAACGAAAUUCAGGUAAGACGAGGACUGUCCGCCAGCACAGGAGAGACGAUGAUGGGCACACGAGUACUAUUCUCUUGUACCAACGGUAAUGCACUGAUUGGAACGCCUGAGAUCUCCUGCCUGCCAAGUGGUAACUGGAGUGCACCGUUGCCCGUCUGCGAGAGUGUGGAGUGCGGUGAGGUCCCGAUACAACCGAGCAGUAAUGGGUCCGCACCGCGAGUUGCCAUCUUGUCGCGAGAGGUUGGAGGUCGUGCGGCGUUUUCUUGCCCACCUGGCUAUGGUUUGAGGGGACCCAGUGAAGCCAUCUGCUUGCCCACGGGUGAAUGGGGUGGUCCAUUCCCAUCGUGUGUGGAGGUUCAGUGUUUCCACCCAGGGGCACCUCAAAAUGGUUACGCUCAGGGAACGCCGCCGUAUAGGGCAGGAGAUGUGGUCCAGUUCAACUGCAACCCGGAGUACAUGAUGCAGGGACAGCCGAUCAUCGCUUGCCAGGACAAUGGGCGCUGGUCGGGAGGUCUACCAAAGUGUGUACAGGCUUGUUCCUACCCCGGUACCGCCAUCAGUGGUCGGAUGUCAUCGGUGAAGUUUUACUACUCAAUCGGGGAAAGCAUCACAUUCACGUGUGACGCCGGGCUGGAGUUGCGCGGCGCCAAGAUGCUCAAGUGUCUGAAAAACGGUAAAUGGUCGAAUGCCAUUCCAACCUGCGUUAAUCCUGACGCAGUGAACGUGCGCACCGACGCGAAAGGGGUGUUUAAGCGGGACAACUAAACGGUUCACUUAACGGAGCCGUUCGCCCAAGGAACGUAGAAACGACCCACCUACAGUGCAGGAGGACCUGUCACUGGAUUGAUAGACAGCUACAAACUCGGUUUCGACAGAGAGAGAGAGAGAGAGAGAGAGAGGGAGAGAGAGAGAGGGAGAGGGAGAGAAGAGAGAGUAUAAUAGCAAUUUAUUAGCAAUCAGCGGGCAGUUCAAGGAAUUGCUUCAUCUCAUAACCUUAACAUAGGCAACCCAUUGAGAGGAGUCACAAGAAAAAAUAAGCCUCAUAAAGGCGAUGAUCGUAUCAAAAGAGGAGGUGAGGGGGGGGGGGGGGGGGGGUACAGCUACUU